AUGGGCAAGAAGUUCUACGGCCUGCGAGGCCUUCACCUCAACAUCGCCAUCGCCGUCGUGGCGGGUGUGGAUUUCGCCCUGUUUGGCUAUGACCAGGUGAGUCCUUGCCACUUCCACAUUCACUCCAGAUUUGCCAAGACUAACCACCAAGGUAGGGUGUUAUGGCGCGCAGGCGGGUUGUUGACCUUGCCGUCUUUCCUCGACCACUUUCCCGAGAUCGAUACACAACAUCCAGAACGGACAGGCCGAACUGCCAGCGAAGUCUCCAAUAUUCAAGGUAUUACUGUCGGUGGAUACACUCUAGGAUGCUUCUUCGGUGCUGUGGCCACCAUCUGGUUGGGAAAUCUUCUUGGUCGUAAAAAGACAAUUCUGGUUGGCAGCGCUAUCAUGAUCGUUGGCGCUGCCCUUCAAGCCUCGUCUUUCGAACUUGGACAGCUCAUCUCAUCGAGAUGGAUCACCGGAUUUGGCAAUGGCAUGAACACUUCCACUGUUCCUACGUGGCAAUCGGAGACUUCCAAAUCGCAUCGAAGAGGCCAGAUGGUCAUGAUCGAGGGUUCGCUCAUCGUAUUCGGUGUCAUGCUUUCGUAUUGGAUCGAUCUGGGAUUCAGCUUCCUGGAGCCCAGUACCAUAUCGUGGCGCUUCCCAAUCGCGUUUCAGAUCAUAUUAGCAUUGUUCAUUGUCGCGCUGAUCCCAGGUUUGCCUGAAUCACCUCGAUGGCUUGUUCUGAAAGGCAGAGACGCUGAAGCCUUGGAGGUGCUGACCGCACUCAACGAUACGACUGAAGAUGAUCCAAAGGUCCAGGCUGAGUUCAAGGCAGUGAAAGACACUGUCUUUGAGAUGGCCCAAGGCAGCUUCAUGGACUGCUUCAAGUUCAAUCGCAACAGAAACUUCCAUCGUACAGCUCUCGCGUACGUCAAUCAAAUGUUCCAGCAAAUUUCUGCACUGCGCCUUCUAACUGAUGCACAGAUUAUCACGUACUACGCGGCCACCAUCUUCGAGAACUCCAUUGGCCUUUCGCCUUUCCUUAGUCGACUGCUGGCCGCUUUGAACGGUACCGAGUAUUUCCUGGCUUCCAUCAUCGCCAUCUUCACCAUCGAGAAAGUGGGUCGUCGGAAGUUGAUGCUUUUCGGCGCCAUCGGACAAGCCUUAUCAAUGGCUGUUCUCGCGGGAACGACGUCCAUACCUUCCGACGAUCCUCGAAGUCAAAAAGCAGGAAUCGCUGCAGCCGUAUUUCUGUUUGUGUUCAACAGCUUCUUCGCUGUCGGUUGGCUCGGCAUGACAUGGCUGUAUCCUGCUGAGAUCACACCACUUGACAUCCGUGCGCCAGCGAACGCUAUCAGCACAACGGCGAACUGGAUCUUCAACUUCAUGGUCGUCAUGGUCACACCCGUUGCCUUCGCCAACAUUGAAUACAACACCUACACCGUGUUUGCCGUCAUCAACGCUUUCAUGGUGCCUUGCGUGUACUUCUUCUUCCCCGAAACUGCGUACCGCUCUCUUGAAGAAAUGGACGAAAUUUUCCACAAGGUGCACGGCUUCCAGGGUAUCUUCGAUGUCGUCAAAGUGGCCAAAGAGCAGCCGAGAAGAUAUGGCAAGAAGGGUGAAUUGCUUAUUCCGUAUGAGGAUACCGAGGAGGCGAGGGAAGUUGCAAGGAGGAGGAGCUCGGUGGUCAGUGGAUCGAAAGGUGCUGGGACUGAUGUGUACAACACGGAGAAAGUGGAGGAUGUUACUGGGAAGUAA
Molecule: messenger RNA, 1740 nt
Organism: Cercospora beticola
Lineage: Eukaryota; Fungi; Ascomycota; Dothideomycetes; Mycosphaerellales; Mycosphaerellaceae
Product: sugar porter family MFS transporter
Biological process (GO): transmembrane transport; carbohydrate transport
Cellular component (GO): membrane
Molecular function (GO): carbohydrate:proton symporter activity
Source: RefSeq, a predicted model, not a curated record